AGUUACCAGUCACGUUUGACUCCAGUGGCAGUAACUGAGAGAGGAGAGCGAGCAGGAGUCCGCUGCUGCCACCUCAACAUGGAGUAACGAGAGCUCAGCGCUUACUGCUAAGGAGCGGAUCCCAGAGAGAGGAGACCCCGGCGGCCUCUGCUGUAAUUUAUCCCCCGAAGUCCCCGCAAAUGAUUCAGCGGACACUUUUUGCGAAGGCGAAGGAAAGCUCGGCUUUUAUUUGAAAGAUGGCGAACGACUCUCCAGCUAAAAGUCUAGUAGACAUAGACUUGGCUUCAUUGCGGGAUCCAGCUGGGAUAUUCGAGCUGGUGGAGGUAGUUGGAAAUGGCACCUAUGGACAAGUAUACAAGGGACGACAUGUCAAGACUGGACAGCUGGCUGCCAUCAAGGUCAUGGAUGUCACAGAGGAUGAAGAAGAGGAAAUUAAACUGGAGAUCAAUAUGCUGAAGAAGUAUUCCCACCACAGAAACAUAGCCACCUACUAUGGUGCUUUCAUUAAGAAGAGCCCUCCGGGACACGAUGACCAGCUAUGGUUGGUGAUGGAGUUCUGUGGUGCUGGUUCCAUCACAGACCUAGUGAAGAACACAAAGGGGAACCAGCUGAAGGAAGACUGGAUUGCCUACAUCUCCAGAGAGAUCCUCAGAGGUCUCGCCCACUUACACGCCCACCACGUCAUCCACCGUGACAUCAAAGGCCAGAACGUGUUAUUGACGGAGAAUGCUGAAGUUAAACUAGUGGAUUUUGGCGUGAGUGCUCAGCUGGAUCGGACAGUUGGAAGGAGAAACACCUUCAUUGGGACACCUUACUGGAUGGCCCCAGAAGUCAUCGCUUGUGACGAGAACCCAGAUGCAACAUAUGAUUACCGAAGUGAUCUGUGGUCCUGCGGUAUCACGGCUAUUGAAAUGGCUGAAGGAGCGCCCCCUCUUUGCGACAUGCACCCCAUGCGUGCACUCUUCCUCAUUCCAAGAAAUCCUCCUCCUCGGCUGAAAUCUAAAAAAUGGUCCAAAAAGUUCUUCAGUUUCAUCGAGAGCUGCCUCGUGAAGAAUUACACGCAGCGCCCACCAACAGAGCAGCUGCUGAAGCACCCCUUCAUCCGAGACCAGCCCAACGAGCGGCAGGUCCGCAUACAGCUCAAAGACCACAUCGACCGGACGAAGAAAAAGAGGGGCGAGAAAGAUGAGACGGAAUAUGAGUACAGUGGCAGUGAGGAGGAGGAAGAGGAUCCUCCUGAGCAAGAAGGAGAGCCCAGCUCAAUUGUCAACGUGCCAGGUGAAUCUACUCUACGGCGUGACUUCAUCCGCCUGCAGCAGGAGAACAAGGAGAGGUCGGAGGCGCUCCGUCACCAGCAGCUCCUCCAGGAGCAGCAACUCCGGGAGCAAGAGGAGUACAAGCGCCAACUACUGGCAGAGAGGCAGAAACGUAUCGAGCAACAGAAGGAGCAGAGAAGGCGGUUAGAGGAGCAACAGCGACGCGAACGGGAGAUGAGGAGGCAACAGGAGCGCGAGCAGCGUCGUCGCGAGCAAGAAGAAAAGAGGCGUAUGGAGGAGAUGGAUCGUAGACGUAAAGAGGAGGAGGAACGCCGGCAGGACGAGAAGAGAAGGAACGAUCGUGAGCAGGAGUACAUCAGGCGCCAGCUGGAAGAGGAGCAGAGACACCUCGAGAUGCUCCAGGAGCAGCUGCUCCGUGAACAGGCCAUGCUGCUGGCCGACGAGCGCUACCGUAAGAACAUUCAGGGCUCCCCUCAGGCCGCCCCUCCCAAGCAGCCCCCUCUGCCUCCCCGCUCCUCUGAACCGUUCUCCAACGGCGGCUCCUCGUCCGACGCAUCUGCCAUGCACCGACCCAUGGAGCCUCAGGUCCAGUGGUCUCACCUGGCUGCUCUAAAGAGCAGCAACAGCGCUGCCCCCUCUCCUCCUCCUCCGCCCGUGGUUGCCCGCUCUCAGUCCUUCAGCGAGUCCGGCGGUGUGGCCUCUAGCUUUGCACAACUUCACCUGCGCUCCCAGGACCCCCACCAUCACCACCACCACCACCCAUCGCCUGCACGCACAGAUCCCCAACCCCAACCUCCCCUCCACCACCCUCAGGCUAGGCUUGAACAUCAGGCCAGCAGCGAGGAGGUCCCUCCCAAGGUACCAGUGAGGACAACAUCCAGGUCUCCUGUACUGUCACGUAGAGAGUCCCCUCUGCCUUCACAGCCCAGCAAUCAGGGCGGACAGAGGAACGCAGGCAGUAACGUGGAGCAGCGUCCGCUGUGGGAUCGAGUGGAGAAGCUGCAGUCCCGGCCAGGCAGCGGCAGCUCGUCCGGCUCCUCCAACUCCAGCUCCCAGGCCAGUCCUGGGGACCGUUUCAGGCCACGCUGUGAGUCCCCUGCUUCCUCCAAAUCUGAAGGAUCGCCUCUCCAGCGGCCUGAAAACGUUUCCAAGAAACAGGAUGAAAAGAACGUCGCCAGGCCCACUCGACCAGCUGACCUGACAGCGCUCGCCAAGGAGCUGCGCGCAGUCGACGAUGUGCGACCUCCUCACAAGGUCACAGACUACUCCUCCUCCAGUGACGAGUCGGGCACGACCGACGAGGAGGACGAGGAAGAGGUGGACCAGGAGGCAGGAGAAGAGUCCACCUCAGGGGCCGAGGACUCCAAAGCUGGAUAUCCCCAUGGCUUCCGCAGGAGAGUGAGUAACGGCGAGACGGAGUCUGCUAAAACCAUGCUGGUCGAAGACUCGGAAAGCGAACAGGCAACCACACCCUCCAAGGAUGGCACACUGGUCAUCAGACAGAGCACAGCUGACAUAAAGCGGUUGGUCACUCUCUCAUCUUCCUCUCCUUCCUCGGCUGGCCACGGCCAACCCCAACCCCCUGGUCGCGGCCCGCUAGAGAAAAACGGCUUUCCGGGCCGCAUACACCACCUACCAGACCUUAUCCAGCAGAGCCAUCAUUCCACUUCCUCUUCCACAACCAUCCCUUCCUUCUCCUCCUCCUCCUCCUCUUCCACCACCACUACCACCUCCUCCUUACCCUCAUCAUCUAGCCAUGCCAGUCCUGCAGUAUCCCCACAGAUCUCUUUGGACGAGCUCACUGCCAUAGAGUCGCAGUCGGAGAGCAACUCCAUGUCCAAACACAAGUCUUCCUCCUCGUUCACGCCCUUCAUCGACCCGCGUCUGCUGCAGAUAUCUCCAUCCAGCGGGAGCUCCCUCAACAACAUGGCUGGAUUUGGGCAAGACGGGCGCCUGUCAGAUCAGCUGCGGUCCGACCCAUCCCGUAAAGGCUCGGUGGUUAAUGUCAACCCGGUCAACACUCGUCCACCGAGCGACACCCCGGAGAUUCGCAAGUACAAGAAGAGGUUCAACUCUGAGAUCCUGUGUGCGGCACUCUGGGGAGUAAAUCUGCUGGUGGGAACAGAGAGCGGUCUGAUGCUGCUGGACCGAAGCGGUCAGGGUAAGGUCUACCCUCUGAUCAACCGUCGACGCAUCCAGCAGAUGGACGUCCUAGAGGGACUCAACGUCCUGGUGACCAUAUCAGGCAAAAAGAACAAGCUGCGAGUGUAUUACCUGUCAUGGCUUCGAAACAAGAUUUUGCACAAUGACCCUGAGGUGGAGAAGAAGCAGGGGUGGGUCAAUGUGGGCGACCUGGAGGGCUGUGUCCACUACAAAGUUGUGAAGUACGAGAGAAUUAAAUUCUUGGUGCUGGCUUUGAAGAACUCUGUGGAGGUCUACGCGUGGGCGCCCAAACCUUAUCACAAGUUCAUGGCCUUUAAGUCUUUUGGUGACCUGGUGCACAAACCUCUGCUGGUUGACUUGACGGUGGAGGAAGGUCAGAGGUUAAAGGUCAUCUACGGUUCCUGUUCAGGCUUCCACGCUGUGGAUGUGGACUCUGGUGCCGUCUACGACAUCUACCUGCCCACACAUAUCCAAACCAAUAUUCAGUGCCACGCCAUCAUCAUCUUGCCCAACACUGAUGGGAUUGAGCUGCUGGUGUGUUACGAGGACGAGGGCGUCUACGUCAACACCUACGGACGCAUCACCAAAGAUGUGGUGCUGCAGUGGGGAGAAAUGCCAACUUCAGUGGCCUACAUUAGGUCAAACCAGAUCAUGGGCUGGGGUGAGAAGGCUAUAGAGAUCCGCUCAGUGGAGACGGGCCACCUUGACGGAGUCUUCAUGCACAAGAGAGCCCAGAGACUCAAGUUCCUUUGUGAGAGGAAUGACAAGGUCUUCUUUGCCUCUGUGCGUGCCGGAGGUGCCAGCCAAGUAUAUUUCAUGACCCUGGGACGCACAUCCCUCAUGAGCUGGUAGAGACGUGCCGUCAGCCGAUAUGACAACCGUUACCUAAGCAGCGACCAACAGAUGACUAUUGCGACUACGACCGACGAAGACGUUUUAAAGCCCAAGCUGGAGAAGCAUUUUCUGAGGCGGCGGCUUCCAUUUCUCAUGUCCUCGGGCAGCCAAACAACGGAUUAGACUGUAAUCAUGAACAGAAGCUAGGGGUGGAUAUGUAUUUAGAGGCGCCUGCAGGUUUUUCUUCCCCCCGCCAACCCCCGGCCUUGUUGCCUGACCUUCGAGCCGAUCCCCAUUCUCCUCCUCUCCCUCUGAGGAAGCGGGAUCUGUUGCCUGUUGACGGUAUAUCUUAAAGUAAAACUUAAAGUAAAACUUUGCAUCUUGUAAGUGUAUGACAAAAUGUGUUUGUCCAGGGGGAGGGGGCAGAACGCUAAACACAGCCGUCACCGUAUCAGAGAAGACUGUGUGUUUGUGUGUGUGUGUUGCCACAGCUUGAAUGUGUAGCUGUGUUUAAUCCCGGUCCUGUCAGGUGUGUGACUACAACACUACGACUACACUUAGUUCCACAGAUUGAACGGUGCUUGACAUGUAAAUCUUCUUCGUCUUCACUUUUUUUCCCUCUUCCUUAACCUCCUGAAAGUGAAGAUUUUUUUUAAGGGACCUCCUCGACGCAUCCAUUAAAUACAGGGUACUGGAUAUGUUGGAGUUGGUGCAUACUAACGUCGGACUCGCGCAGGUUUUUCAAGAACAGCUUUAUCACGCCUCCUCUUGUGCUGUAGCUCAUGUUGGACAAAAGUAGCCCUUUUUAUGACGGCAUGUUGCUUUGGUGUUAUUAACUAAGGUAGUCCCAGUUUUUGUUUUUUAAACACACUGUAUAUUUUAUAUGUGACUUGCUGCGCAUAAAUAAGGAAUGCAGAAAUACACACAAAAAUGAGUUUUAAAGGAAGAAUCCACUAUUUAUCAUCAAGAGCCUGACCUUUUUGUUUUUUCUUUUUUUCUUCAGGGGCUUUUAUUUUUUUAAUGAAAUCCUGGCUUUUCCUUUUAAUCUGUGUCUCCUUUGCAGAACCUGUCGUUCUACUGGAAAUAUAGAAACACACACCGACAAAAUAGACCCAGAAAUGUGAGGUUUUAAUACAAAUAGUUUUAUGUUUUUAAGGUGGAUUUUUCCUUUAAGAUCAGUUGUAAGUAGGGCUAGCGUAAACUGUGAAUUAGCAGGUUGCCAUUAAGGUAGCAUGGAGGCCAGUGGGCAGAAUGAGGGCAGCAUGUAUAGAUCUCACUUAGAGGAAAGGAGGGAGGGUCAGCAGAUUGUCCUCCACCUGCACUGUUGUGACAUUUUCACAUCUACAAUCAUCUGCGUUCGGAAGGAGACUUCAACUUAAUGUUGCCUUAGAGGAGUUUCCAGCAAUUUAAACAAAAAAAAAAAACUUAAAAAAAACUAAAAUCCACUACUUCAAAAGUGAAGACGUUUAGAUUUUAGGGUAGGAACACUUUAGUCUGAAGCAGCCGUGUGACUCAAUGUUGGACCUCAUUUAUUUUUAUGUUCCUUCUGUUUUUUCUUGACGCAUUCAGGCAUGCCACAUCCAAUCUGGAUUAAAGAGACGCGCUACUUUAACCGAGCUCCCAUAAAAUAAUUUUUAUUUCGUGCUCUUUCUUCCCAUCUCACCGUCGGAAACCCGAACGACAAGGCGAGACUCGUUUGUCACUUCACAUGAGACAGUCUCAUCCCGCCGCUGAGUGUAGAGUCCAUCCUGCAGCUGUGCUUCUGUGUGAAUGACAGAGCUUCAUAAUAGGACUCUUUAAAGGGCGGUGCCUUCGCUGUCUUUAGGGGGAGACCCGCUGUGAGGUGCAGAAGUCGCUUUCAGUCUUGUCGUUUGUGUAGAAAGAAAGAAGGCAAAAACAUAAAUGAAUGAAUCACAUGUUCUGAUGGUGUGAAAAACCGCUCCAGACAGCCAAAACCAUGUGGCAUACUUUUGUGUUUUUAAACUCUGGCUUAGUUUUUAUUAGUGUUGUUUCCAAUCAUGUGUAACCCUUCAGAUAAAUAUGCGACUGCAGUGGUUUUAUUUUAAAUGCACACCUUUUAUGUUCAAAAUGUUUACAGAAGCAGUUGUUUUGUUAAACCGAUGUGCAUCGAUAUGAAUAUUUAUGGUUUCUCCCGCUCCACUGCUCCUCUUUUGUAUUUUGUAUUAACCCUUUUUUUUGUACUUUCAUUUAGAUGUUUGUGUACAGGAUUAAUCAACUUUUGCUCACUUUAUGAAUAACCCAAGCCCAGAGUGUCAAUUUCACUGAUUUCCUUUACAUCCUCCUUAGUGCACUGUGUGCGUGAGUGUGUGCGCUCCUGGCUGUGUGGCAGCACGGAUCUAAUGUUUUCUACCUGCCAGGUGACACGUCCCCCCCCCGGAUGUCUCUCUACAUGCCUCUAAUUUAUGUCCUCUCUGUGUGUACUAUGGGAAUUACUGUAUUUUCUUGAAGGUUUUUUUUCUUUCAUUGAAUAAAAUCAAAAGGAAUUUACA
Messenger RNA from Haplochromis burtoni (Burton's mouthbrooder), 6784 nucleotides. Its product is annotated as mitogen-activated protein kinase kinase kinase kinase 4. Lineage: Eukaryota; Metazoa; Chordata; Actinopteri; Cichliformes; Cichlidae. The record is from RefSeq and is a predicted model, not a curated record. Gene Ontology annotation, molecular function: protein kinase activity; ATP binding. Gene Ontology annotation, biological process: protein phosphorylation.